This is a messenger RNA of Aspergillus calidoustus, 1200 nucleotides long. Lineage: Eukaryota; Fungi; Ascomycota; Eurotiomycetes; Eurotiales; Aspergillaceae. The record is from the annotation of a GenBank genome assembly.
AUGCCCUCCUCCAGAACACCAGCACAUCCUCUCCGCCAAACUGCGCGUCCGCAGUUCGCCUCUACCCCGCGCUUCCUCUUCUCCCAGCGAUCGGUAGAUCAAUAUAAGCGUCACGAGAAUAGCGAUUCAAUCCUCUCCGAAGAUGAUGCAAACACAUUCCACCUUGUCCCGACCCAAACAGCACCGCGGGGUUCAACGCGCCAGAAGGACGCAAUUGAAGACAUCAGCAGCGAGUUAGGCCAGGAACCGGACAUCUAUGAACAACCAGUCGACGGAGAGCAGGCCGCAGAGAUCCCAAGUAGCCCACCGGUGGAUGUGCCAGAGCUAGAUGUUGAGCUUGAUACACUGUUUGGACCUACGAGGUCUCGAGCCAAGAGACGUCGUAUUUCGGUUGAUCUCGCGACUCCGACUACUCAACCUCAGACGAAGAAACCGCGCGACUUUGUUCAGUCUUCUUCUCCCGAGCCCUCGUUCCCAGCAGCUGAGCCUCCGUCUCCAUCGCUGCCAUACCGGACCACCCCCAUCACACCCCGACAUCCUGCGACGCCCGCUACCGUGACACAGUCCUCCCGGACCUUUCCGCGUUUUCGAGUGCUUUCGUCCUCCCGCCCACUGCCGAAUACACAGACUCAACAGAGAGUAAGACCCGUGGCAGGAACACCUGGUCCGACGACCCGAAAGCCAGCCUUUGUGCUUCCGCGCUCUCCGUCUCCCGAACAGGAGGAUCCAAAUGGUAUCCCCACGCCAUUCUCUCCGUCAUCCCAUGCACUCCGUCGCAAAGGACGGCAGCGCUCAUCGGCCCCGACGUAUCUCCCCGGCGGUAUGGCAGCAGAGGUGCGGAGCUGGAUUCUGGAAAUUGGGACUAAGCGCGAGCAGCAGAAACAGGCGGCUCGCGACGCUCGUGCCGGUAACGAUUCGUCCUCGGUUGAUAUGCGGAGAUACUCGCUGGUCAUUUGUUUAACCAGCAUCCGUCAGUCUGCUCUGGGCAGCUGUGGGCCUCUUGCGUUUAUCCAGGGUCAAGAGGUGCUCUCUCUCGGACAAGAAGAAUCGGCAGAUUGUGGAGAGCCUCCGCGAAGGCCCAGGAAUGUUCUUCUCCUAGGUGCUCCUCGAUCUCGCCCCGGUGAGCUCCGCACUUCUGCCCCAGCACUGGGGAGGUGGCUUGUCGGUAUGGAAUGGGAGGUGGUAUCUUCUUCGACUUAG